Messenger RNA from Oncorhynchus tshawytscha (Chinook salmon), 1480 nucleotides. Its product is annotated as succinate receptor 1-like. NCBI's taxonomy places the organism in Eukaryota, Metazoa, Chordata, Actinopteri, Salmoniformes, Salmonidae. Gene Ontology annotation, molecular function: G protein-coupled receptor activity. Gene Ontology annotation, cellular component: plasma membrane. Gene Ontology annotation, biological process: G protein-coupled receptor signaling pathway. The coding region runs from base 1 to 1137 and encodes 378 amino acids. The transcript is spliced from 6 exons. The record is from RefSeq and is a predicted model, not a curated record.
AUGGGCAACAAUCAACAUCAACCCCCAGAGCGGGCCUUCUGUGACCUGUCCUCUCCGGGGCAGGAGGGCAUCAGGGUGGUCCAGCUCUACCUGAUGCCGGCCUUCUUCCUGGGGGUGUUGAUACUGGGUCUGCCCCUCAACCUGCUCUCUCUCUGGAUCUUCUUCCAACGCCUGAAACGCUGGUCCAGGAGUAGUGUCCUGCUCUUCAACCUGGCCCUGGCUGACACCUUUUGGCUGCUGGCUCUACCCUUCCUCAUUCACUACCACUUAAACGGUCUCCACUGGGGUCUGGGUGUGUCGCUCUGCAAGACCCUUCGGUUGCUCUACCACAACUACUUCUACCUCAGCAUCUUCUUCGUUUCCUGCGUUAGCGUGGACCGCUAUCUCGCCAUCGUCCACCCGCUGCGCUCUGUGGUGUUACUCGGCCGCCGGCAGACCUGUUUCCUCUGUGCCGUUAUCUGGGCGAUUUCCAUGGUGAUAAGUGUCCCUGUAGCUCACAUGACUUUGCUACAACAUUGCCCCGGAGACAAUAAUCGUACCGUGUGUACCCUGUAUAUGUUACUGGACGACACUGAGGAGAGCCUACCCUACUCAAUCUGCUGUACCACCAUCGGCUUCCUCUUCCCUCUAUACUCCAUAUGUUACUGUUGCCUCCGCAGCAUCAGGGAGCUGCGCCUCCGCAGCCGCCGGCCACAGGUCCACCUCCACAAAAACAAGGGGCGACGUCUCCGUCUGACCCGCGUGUUGACCGCCGUGCUGACCCUCUUUGCCCUGUUCUACCUGCCCUACCACCUAAGCAGGAACGCGGCCAUCGUGAUGCAUGCCAUGUACCUGGGUAGGCCGGCGUUCUGGCAGCCCGUAGACCUGGCAUUCUGCCUGGAGAUCUGUCUAUGUAGCCUGAAUACCUGUGUCAACCCACUGUUUACUUGCUUCGUGGGACGGCAGUUUAGAAAGGAGUUCCAGGAUACCUUUGGGUUCGCUUGGCUGCAGCUUUGGAAGUGUCAACGACAGCAAUCAGCGGUGAAUCAUGUGACGUCAGUAACAGGGUUGUUUGAGAGAAAGAGGAACCAGAGGACCAUAGGGCAUGAGAGAGAGGGGCAUGGUGGCCAGGGUUUGGCUGCUGUCACUCCACUGUGAAUGCUGAAGGAUCAGACCAUGGUAAAUUACCAUCUCAAUUAUUUAAAAAAUCCAUCCUCUCCCCAUCGCCUCCCUUGAUUGGAAAAGACUUGGCGGGGGGAGGGGGGGUUGUCUUUAUAGCAGCUGGACCACACAGAUGAUCAGAUCUCAGACACAAUGCCUGAGGAAGUUCUUUACAUCUUAAAAAUCACAGCAACAAGCCUGUCUGUGGGUGGUUGUCUGUAUGUUACAGCAACGAACCUGUCUGAGGGUGGUUGUCUUCCUUACUUUAUUUUGUACUGGGCAUGGAAUUGGUAUGCAUGUCACUUUUAGGUAGUCCUGAGGCAUGGUCCUAGGGCUCAGG